AUGUCAGGAGCCAUUGUCGAUACCCUCAACGUGGCCUUUACGGCCGGCUCGGUGGUCGCCGACACCUUUGGCAUUCGAGCCCUUCUCGAAUUCAACAGAUACGGCACCGCCACCGUGGCUCCGCUGCCCACCCAGAACCUCAAGGCUUACUACAUCCGACGCAACCGACGCGACCGCAACCGAAUGGUCAACGUGUUUGCCGGCAACGGCCAGCUCGUCUACACCAUUGAGCGGAAGACCCAGUUCUCCACCGUGUGGUCCGUGCUGUCCACAGACCGACGCGAGGUGGCCACCGUCAAUGCCGGCCUCUUCAACCGGUGCUUCGACUUCCACAAUAAGCCCGAGGUCCAGCACCGAGACUUGCUGGCCGAGACCGGCCUCACCGGCAUCUACCGCAAGUUCUACCUUGCUGACGGUGCUGCCUACGAGUGGUCGCGGUCCUCGGGCUUCCUGGAGCGAAUCGUCAACCCUGGCGGAGGCGACGAGGAAAUCCGACAACGGGUCGCCAAGGCUCGUCUGAUGCGACAGUUUCGAUUUGACUAUGAACUGGUGGUGGAUGAGAGCGGCAUUGACGCCGACGUGGCUAUUGUGACGGGCUUUAUCACCAUGCUGUGCUCCUGGGGGCUGGGCAACUCCACUGCCACUCGUGGACCCACCUACAUCCCCGGUAACCCCGGCCCCAACCCUGCGCCUCGUCCGCUCCCUAUGCCUACUCCUGCUCCAGGGUACCCUCUGCUGCCUCCUGGCGGGCCCUUACCCGGCCCCAUGUCCGAUCCCAACAACGGUGUGGAGCUGGUUAUCCACAGUGGGUCUGGUACCCAGAAUGCGACCACUACGGUGAGCCUGGACGAUGACAAUGUGUUUCUGGUGCUGGACGAGGCCGACGAGCACGGAAACUUUAUGAGCAAUGACGAGCUGUUGCGGGAGGUGGAGCGGCAGCUGGGUGUUUGA
Molecule: messenger RNA, 951 nt
Organism: Yarrowia lipolytica CLIB122
Lineage: Eukaryota; Fungi; Ascomycota; Dipodascomycetes; Dipodascales
Source: RefSeq, a predicted model, not a curated record